Messenger RNA from Formica exsecta, 2860 nucleotides. Its product is annotated as RING finger protein 10. Gene Ontology annotation, molecular function: metal ion binding; transcription cis-regulatory region binding. The record is from RefSeq and is a predicted model, not a curated record. Bases 373 to 2637 code for a protein of 754 amino acids. The transcript is spliced from 12 exons. Lineage: Eukaryota; Metazoa; Arthropoda; Insecta; Hymenoptera; Formicidae. Gene Ontology annotation, biological process: positive regulation of transcription by RNA polymerase II.
UCGAAUAUAAGCAUACGUGUUUCACUUCCGCUUCCGCAGAUGGUUAGGUUUCGCCAUUUGGAUCGUGACCAUUGUUAAGGUUAAGGGCCAAAAGAUCAUCGUCGUUCACGACGAAAGGGGAGGCCGACUGCUCCCUGAAGACGAGCUUCACGCUCACCGACGUUCGCGUUUUCAUCCCCGUACAGCUCCGUAUCGACUUGUCGGCACGUCGGCAUAUCGAGACACUUUUUAUCACUUUGGCACUGACGAAACAUGGCUUAUUGAAGAAGAUGACGGGCAUGCGAAAAGAUAUCAUUUCUCCGAGGAGAGGAGACGGAGGAGACCGCAGCUGCGACGAGACGAGUCACCAGACUGGCUAUAAUCGAUUCACAAAUGGAUGUAAAGACGAAACUUACGCCGUCCUCUGCCGAGGGGACUGCUACUGAUGCGAGAGAGAACCAAGGUACAUCCACCUCAAGGUCAUCGCGCAAUGAUGUUAACAAUGAACUCUAUCUGGGAACAUUGCGCAAAAGAGAACCUACUGGCGCCAGUAAAUUUGCUAAAAAUGAAACCAAAAAUGAACCAACAAAGUACAAUGUACAGAAAGCAAAAGAUUUUGUUAAGAGACAGAGACCUAAAGGACAACAUCAUGGCGGUGCAGAGAAGAAUUCCAAGGUAGUGGAAAACAAGCUACCUGAGUAUGACUCAGUAUUGGUCCAAGGAAGAAAAAAAAAUGGCAAUUAUUUGCUGAAUUUUCACUACGCACGAAAUAUAACGCGAGAUGCACAAAGCAGGGAUGUAGGAAGACAUAGUUUCAACAAUGAUAGAUUGCUUCCACCAGUGCAGCGACAUAAGUACAACAAAGAACAAUUUAUACAAGCUAGCUGCCAGUUUGUUGUAACUGCAAGCGGAGAUUAUUCCUUAUAUUUGACCAACGCUGAUAUUCUUGUGGAUUGGAAAUUGAUUGAGCAAAUUAAAUUACACAAUUCAGAAAAUCUUUGUUGCCCUAUUUGUUUACAUGCACCAGUCGCAGGCAAAAUGACUCGCUGUGGUCAUGUCUAUUGCUGGCCCUGUAUUCUUCGUUACUUACGUUAUUGUCAAGAAACAGGCAAUUACAAAUGUCCCAUUUGUGAUGAAUAUCUUCAUAAAGAUGACUUAAAAAGUAUAUAUAUCGGAUGUACACACACAUAUAUAUAUAUAUAUAUAUAUAUAUAUCUUAGUGUGGUCGAGAUUACGCGAAAUACAUACAACUUGGGUGAUACAAUCAAUUUACGUUUGAUGCGACGCGAAAAGACUUCACUAUUUGCGACACCUAUGGAACCUAUGAUUCAUCCACCAACAACAUUUCUAUCCGUUUCGAAAAGUGCUGCUAAUCAGAUAUAUUCAAAACUUCUUAUUGCAAAUGUAAAAGAUAUUAUGGACAUCAUAGAGCGCGAGCGUUCUGAAUUAGAACUUGAACUUAAGGAUAAUCCAGAUAUGGCUUUUGACAUCGACCAAGCACUCGGCGAAUUAUUGAAAAGGAAAGAAAAGUUAUGGAAGGAUACAGAGUCUAAAGAUGCUCUAUCCAUGGAAAAUACAAUAAAAAAAGACAUUACUGAGGAAACACCACACGGAAAUGAAAUAAAUGCCAACAAAUGUUGCAAAGAGGAUGUUACGCCUUUAGAAAAACAAUCUUCAAUAGAUAGUGUUUCCAGUGAUAGCCAAUCUGUUUCAAAUCCUCCCAAAUUUUUAUACUUUUAUCAAGCUGAGGAUGGACAGCACUUAUAUCUUGAUAGGUUGAAUGUGAGCAUGUUGAAAAAGCAAUAUGGUAGUCUGGAGUAUUGCCCACCUGUUAUAAUGGGUAAACUUCUCGAGAAGCAAGCAAGCAUCUGCACGGCUAAUUUGAGGAAGAAAUUACCAUGUCUUUCUCACUUACCACUUACUUGUCUAUUCGAAUCAGUUGAGAUCGAAUUAAAACCGCCACUCGUAUCGGAGGAAGUUCUUUGUAAUUUCCAUGAGCAAUUGAAUUCGAGACAGAAAAACAGAGAACAGAAGAAACGCGAAGAAAAUAAAAGGGAGAAAAAAAUAAUAGAAGUUGAGAAUAGACUGAUUGGCAUCUAUCCAACGCCUAACAUUGACAUCGAAUCGCAUCAACAUUUUCCUCAAUUGCAAGCAGAACUACAAUUUUCCAACGAGCAUGUACUGUCGCUCUCAGAAUCGGCAACUUCGAGUAUCGCUAGUAGUCCACCUUUGAGCGCGUUCGAUGAAAUUCCCAAACAAGAAACGGACCAUUCAUCGCAUGGACAGAUCCGAACAUUUGCCGAUAUAACCAAAAAGUUAUCGUCAACAAUACCAAUAAAGACGUGUAACAAAUCUACCAAUGCUUGGCCGUCUGUAAAAUCGAGAAAAUACAACGUCAGUACAACGUCAUCCACCAAGAACGAAGAAGUAUCAGGGAAAGAAGCAACAAAGACACAUGAUAAGUCUGCCAAUGCUUGGCAUGUAAAAUCGAAAACAUAUUCUGGUACAAGUUCUUCUUCUAAUGAAGAUGAAAAAAAACCAUAUGUUUCUGAACAAGCGAAGGACGAGGGUAGCGCAGCUGGCAAGAAGAAGAAGAAAAAGAAGAGUAAAGGAACUGUACUGUUAACGACUGGCAUGACAUCCGGUUAUUCUUUGUAAUUACCUAUACAAUCGCAUAUGAUAUUUUUUGCGUGCUAAUUUUUUGCUAUAUAAUGGUAAUUGGUAACUUUAUUGGAUCAAUUGUAGAACAUUUUUAAUUUCGUUACAGUUCUUGUGUGCUACAAUUAUUUGAUAUCGUAGGGCAUACAUAUUGAAUGUCUUUAUUUCUGUACUGAAAAUUAUUGUAAUUCUUUACCAUAUAAACAACAAUUAUUUAAUGAUA